Iphiclides podalirius (scarce swallowtail) is the source of this 339-nucleotide messenger RNA. The record is from the annotation of a GenBank genome assembly. Lineage: Eukaryota; Metazoa; Arthropoda; Insecta; Lepidoptera; Papilionidae.
AUGUGGGAUGUGGCCGUGACGAGAUGCGCGCGCGCACCAAAAGCGUCGCGGGCGUCGGUGCGCCGGCAGUCUUGCGCCGCGCGUCGGCAAAGACGGACGUGUCUUGCUAAGAACACCCGUAUUCGGUCUUACGUUGAGUGUACGCCCACAUCCGACGAUAUGCAUUACGAGGCGGCUUUCGUGCUGCUGUUCAUGCUCGCCAAGAUUCAAGUUUUGGGCAUAAUAGCCGAAAUUGUCAAGUUGUCGGUUCUAGUUUCACGUGGAAAGAGGUGGAGACAGGCGGCGCCGGAAUGUUGGCGCCGGCGCUGCGCCCAAGUCAUUGGCGGGAGCUUGAAACAA